GUUAUCUUCAGGUACUUUGUCUCCCGGUUCAUGUACAAUUUCCAAUACCAGUAUCUACUAUUGUUACUUAUUUAUCACUGCCUUCCCAUUCCAAAGUGCUCUCUUCAUUUCUCCCCGUCAUAUUUCACCCCUGAUUCGGCCCCAUCCACCCGCGGUUAACUUGGCCCGCAUUCUGAUCUCAUCGCCGCUUCCAGCAGCCAGCUAGCUUCUUUGUCGCUCACAUGGCCACAGCGACUUUAUUAUCACCUUUCUGUUUUUCUCCCCGCUCCAAUAACUGAGGGUCUCACAGCCUACCGCUCCACUUUGACCCUUUUUGUUUUCACUUGGGAGUCUCACCCGGGGUUCCCUCAAAUCUCUAAUCUGUUCUCUUACUAUCUUUCGGACACUUCGCGUCGUCUCCGCUUUCUUAUCCGGCAUUCCGCAGCCUCCCCAGAUUCUCAAAUUAUCAACAGUCAGACUUCACCAUUUUGACCUCCCUCAUACCAAUUCCCAUUCUCGGCAGAGAUGGGUAAUUCGCAGACAAAAGAGGCCCGGCCACCUUUUACUCCAAAUCGCCGAAACCAUGGCGGUGGACAUGGAAGAUCACCGUAUGGCGACAGACAUCAUUCAGAAGGCUCCAGAUCAACGCGAGGCAGUAGACCAGAUCUCUCCAUUCUCGGAAUUGGCGGAAGCUCGGAACGGGAUGUUGCGACCCUCGAGCAUCGCCGAGAAACGAAGCAAGAGCGAGAGGCUCGCCGUUUGGAGAGGGAACGGGUGGCUCGGGUUAAGGAACGGGAGCGUAGUAUGAGAGAAGAACACGUCGAUGGAGGUUACCUAGUUACGCAGGGUGUCUAUACGGGAACGGAAGAUUUCAACAAGGCUGUGGUGAGGCAAUUAAUGAUCGAACGACGACUUGCGCCCUUCUGGAGGGGUCUUAACGACUUCUCUGAUUCUUGGACGGAGCACCAGCUAAUGGCUGCCGCGCGAGGCCUGCCCAUUCCACCGCCUGACGAGAUUCCUUCAGAGCUAGAGUAUAAGAACCCACCGAAAGUCACAGAAGGGGCAAAGGAGUCAACUGAUACGAAAGGAAUUCAACAUCUGACGGUUCCGAUCACUUCGAGGUCACAAUCUUAUGGCUCCGAUGCAUCCCAAUCAUCUACCCCAGCCCACUCCUUACCUUCCCCCACAUCACCCCUAGCUUCAGGAACUUCGAGUUCGCCAUUGUUCCGCACCCGGGCGAAGACACUCGCCUCUCUCACUACAUCUAAACAUGGUACCCAAGCUGACCCAGCGCCUCGGGAGAUGCAGCUCCCUCGCGACCCAUUUGUCAAUGGGCAACCCAUCGAGGCUUAUCUUUAUAAAGACGCGGCUGAAUGCCCCAUCUGCUUCCUCUAUUAUCCUCCUUACCUAAACCGAACGAGAUGUUGCGAUCAACCUAUCUGCUCCGAAUGCUUUGUACAAAUCAAACGUCCCGACCCACAUCCUCCUGAGCAUGGAGAUUCUGAUCCAAAUGCCCCCGCCGCAGCUGCCGAGGGUGAUACUGUCGACAACCAGGACUGUCAACUUGUCUCGGAACCUGCAGCCUGCCCCUUUUGUGUCCAGCCUGAAUUUGGAGUGACAUACGCGCCGCCACCCUUCCGCAGAGGGCUCACAUAUGCGUCAGACCCUAGUGCCCGCCCAAACUUCACAUCUCCUGUCUCGUCUACAUCUUCACUUUCUUCUGGAAAUGUUACAGCUGUUACGGGCCGGAGGCGCGCUGCAUCAUUGUCUGCAAAUGACCCUACGGUAAUCACAACUGAUAAGGUCCGUCCGGAUUGGGCUCAAAAACUGGCCAACGCUCGUGCGCACGCAGCGCGGAGGUCUGCAGCGGCAACCGCUCUCCACACUGCAGCAUAUCUGAUGAACUCGAACGGCAAUGGAAGUGACUCUCGAACUUUCAAUAUUGGGCGGAGAGGCGUCAUGCGGAGAGCUGGCGGCUCGGAUCCCCACAAUUCUUCUAGCCGCACAGGCUCCCCGGCGCUGCAGGCUCUUGCAUUCUUAACAGACCGACGCGGUGCUACAAACGACACGGACUCUACUGAGGAAGUGUCUGGGAACAUAGCUCCGCCACGCAAUAGUUCCCGGCGAAACCGUAUUGACGAUUUGGAAGAGAUGAUGAUGAUGGAGGCGAUUAGGCUGAGUUUAGCCAGCGAGGAGGAGCGUCGUAAGAGGGAGGAGAAGGAAGCGAAAAAAGAAGCAAAAAAGAGAGAAAAAGAGGCCAAGAAGGCAGAAAAGUCUGCCCGUAAGACCGGUCUUUACAGUACCAAUGCAAGUGGAUCCGCUUUGGACGUACCUACAGGGCUAGGAAGGGUUGCGAGCAGCUCUUCCUCUGUUAUCGGCGAGGAAAGCACGCCUGUUGGCAAGGGCAAAGAAGUGGAUCGUGUAUCCCCGGAUGCCCCUGUCGAUGCUACGCCUACAUGUUCAGGUACUGCGUCCGGUGGUAUGAAUGCCGUAUAUCCGCCUGCGAAUUUGACAGAUCAACAUCAGUCUAUGCAAUCUUCCGUCUCUCAAUCUUCACCCAGGGAGCUAUCGAAACCGUCACAUUUGCGACAUGUCUCGAGUGCUUCUUCGUCGUUCUCCUCUCUUGUUGAGUCGAUGUCUGGCGAUCACGCUGGGACCACAGAGGGCAAUGGCUCGUCUACAGAACCGAUGUUCAAUUUCCGGAGUCUAGCUGCCGUUAUAGGCGAUGAAGACAAAAGGGAUGAAUCUGCAGAGCACGUAGAAAAUGCGUCAUCAAUUCCGCAGGCUGAGGGGUCUGCCUCGCGGUCUGUGCUUCCACUUGACCAUGCACAUACUGAUGACUCGGUCUCUAAGGCUGAUACCACCGAACCGGCUGGAUCAGAAUUCGCGCUACAAGAGAAUCAAGGAUAUCUGAUACCGAAAGAGCUUGAGACACGCUCAAUGGAGAUCACCGACUCUACGGGGAAUCCCCAGGCCACGUCUUGAAGGCGUGAGAAGGCUGCCCCAUUUACUAACAUUAUUACCCCUCUUUCUCUAUUUACCUUUUUUAUAUGACCAUUUUGGUGCGGGAGAAGGAAUGAGAUUAGUGAUGCGAAUCUGUCGGCGCAGGAGGCUUUUUAGUGAAAAGCGAUGUUGCAUUCUUUUUCAGUCUGGUUCCCUUUCCUUUUACGUUUGCUCUUAUCAUGAUGUUUGUGCAUGACCGGACCGGACGUUCUCUUCUUGCUUUAUAUACAUACAUUGGCAUAGAACUUGUUGUUACUUGAUUGACUGUUCGUUCAUAUGUAUCGGGCGAGGUAGGCAGCCAGAUUGCAUACAUAUACUCGAUAAUGAUGGCUCAGGUGUGCGUGCUGGCAAGGGGCUCUGUCAGGUCCAUGCUAAUAGUUAGUUCAAAUAGAUUAGGGAAAUACGAAUGGUGGUUGUAUAGCCUGAUAUUC
Aspergillus caelatus is the source of this 3413-nucleotide messenger RNA. It is a transcript of the gene sip5, whose product is annotated as Sip5p. NCBI's taxonomy places the organism in Eukaryota, Fungi, Ascomycota, Eurotiomycetes, Eurotiales, Aspergillaceae. The record is from RefSeq and is a predicted model, not a curated record. The transcript has 2 exons. Gene Ontology annotation, cellular component: cytoplasm. The coding region runs from base 505 to 2964 and encodes 819 amino acids.